UAGUGUUAAUGUCUUGAGUACUACUGGAUGUUUCCAACAUUUUGUGAUCUCCUCCUCUAGGACUCGUUGCAUAAAUAUUGUGCUAUUAGGGGGGUAUCAGCUAAUUAAAUCAAAGUGCUCUUUGACACGGAGAUUCACAGACCUGUAAGCGAAUCUCACAUAUGAAAAAAAUCGUUGUUUUCUUUGCUUAAUUUGAUUGUGUAUAUUCCCGGAUAUUUAAAUAUCUUGCAAAUAAUUAUCUAAAUUUAUUGUGCAUGAUAUCUUGUCUACAAUGCAACUUUUAAAUAUUCCUGUUGGAGGAAAAAUAGAAAAUGAUAUCGGAAGUGACGAAGACUAUCAAGAUAGAAUAAUCAUUUACGUAAGCCCUUGUAUAGCUCAGUUUGCCGUGGCUCUAGCCGAUGACACUCUCUGGAAACCUGUCAACUAUCAAAUAAUGUUGAAGUCUCCUCAUAAUUCUCCCAAAGUGAGAUUUGCCACUUUGCAUGAAUUAGUUCAGAAAUUAGGAGAGAAUUAUCUGAUUUUAUUACCAGAAUCCAUUCCAUUCCUAGCAGAACUGAUGGAAGGCAGUUUUGGGUUGGAACAUCUUAGCCAUCCAAUGUCUUAGCCAUGUGAAAUUUAGAUGUACCGUAAUAUACAAAAUUUGGGUUAGCUACAAAUCAAAUGAACAUGAGCAGGAUGUGAAUACCUUUUCUUCAGCACAGACACAUCGAUAAGUAUAGCUGGCAUAGAGUUACUUUCAGGGAAAGGUUUAUGAUAGAUUCUUGUAUUGUUUCUGUAUAUCUUUUUCAUUCAGUGAGACGUUUAAGCGAAGAGAGAAGCAGAGCUGAAAAUUUAUCAUCGCCAAAUUGUUUGCACUCUCAGACAUCAGAGACGAAAUGACUUUUGCUUAGCUGGAAAACCUAAAAAGUUAUUUCAUAAAAAGUGGAAAGCUUUGUAAAAUAAAUCAUUGAGGAAGGUUUUCAGAAAUGAUAUUUCUUCUAGGUAUCGAGCAAUUUCCGAGGAGCAAUCUGAUGUUGAUACGGAGUGGAAACCGUUCAGAACAACAAUUAUCACAUCGGUGAUCUUGUUGUGGACAGAAACAUUAGGGUGUAGCACUACACAGAAAUCCUUAGCAGAACCAAGAAGUUCAAAAAGCUUUACAGUCAACAAACUACUUAGCAUAGCAAAGUUUAUAUGAAAAGCUGCAAAUCGUUAAAGGAGAAAGUCUGAGAAUUGUUUGGCAGAAAACUUGCAUUAGACUAUGGCAAGCUAUAUGUUGUCUUCAUGAGAGGAGAGGGAAUACUACUAACUGAAAAAAGUGUGUGACUGGGGAGGAGGACAUUAUCAACAGGUAAGAAAGAGUACUUUAAUGAUCUAAACCCAGUGGAUGCUGGAGUGACAGACAUGAGCAGAAUGCUUUUUGAGAUGGAGAAUGGCCUUAUCAUGAUGGAAAUAGAAAUGCAAUCAAAUUGCUUAAAUUCAAUAAGGCAGCAUGUGAUGAUGAAAUUCAACCUAAAAUGUUAAAAGCCUUGAAUUCUGAACUUAAUUAAUUUGUAUUUGUCAAGUAGGCAUGGGUUUCUAAAAAGACACCAAAGCAAUGGCAGACUGGAGUUAUAAUCCCUAUCAUUAAGAAAGGAGAGAAGAGUGACUGCUGUAACUAUUGAGACAUCACUGCUCAUUUUCCUGAAAAAGUCUAUGCUAAGAGAUGCAGAAGUAUAGUUGAGGCUUCAUUUCAGAAUGAGUGGUGAGAUUUUUGAUCUAGCAGAAGCACAACAAACCAAAUCUUCAAAAAAUGCUGGGAGUAUGCAAAAAAGUUUUAUUGCCAUGUUCCUUGAGAUAAUUUCCAUGAAGUAUUGCAGACUUCUCACAGCUUACGCCCAGCUUUUAAUAGCCGUUAAAACUCUGUAUGCAUGCUCAGAGUUUUCAGUUUGUAUAAACUGUGUUUAGUCAAAGCUCUUUGGUUAGUACACAUUAUGAACAUCUCAAAGACUGAUAAUUGUAUUAAACACAAACGAUUUCCAGUUUCUUCUAUAUUUCCGCUAAUAUUAAUAAUUAAAUAUUGAAUAAUUUGUUCAGUAAAUGUAGGCAUAAGUGCAUCUCUUUGUUAAAUUUAAUGACAUGAUGUCUAACGCCUACUUCAAGUGCCAAAUUACUCAGUAUGUAAUUAUUAAUAAUAGUAGUAAUAUUGUCCCUUUUAAUCCAGCAAUCGUUUGCCUUUAGUUGAGUACAUUGUCACCACUGCUGUUUAUUAUUUGAACAGCAUUGACUGGAUUGAAAGUGUGAGGUGUGAAGAGUGUUGUUUUGGAGACUAUAUGAUAGGUCAACUACUUCUCGCUGAUAAUCUGGUUUUGCUCAGUCACUUGCAUUCAUCUUCAGGUAGCACUUCAUAGGUUUACACUGAUCCUGUGAUGAAAAUAAGUAUGCCAAAGACUGGAUGAUUGAUACUCAAGAAAUCCUAUUCAAUUACUCUCCAACUAAAUGGAACUACUUUGAGGCAGAUAAAGUUUAAAUAUUUUGGGAUUGCAUUCAUGAGUAAUGAAAAAGCAACACUCAAGAAAAGAUAUUAUGAGAGUUAAAUAGAUCAAUAGUAUUCAAAAAAAGCUAGAGAGGAAGACAAAAGUUGUCAUUCUUCGACUCAUUCUAUGUCCCAAUUCUCACCUAUGGGCAUGAAUAUUGGAUAAUGCUGAAAAACUGUGAUUUCCAGAUAGAGACAGCAGAGAUGAGAUUUGUCAGACGUUUACCGGUGUUAAGAGGCUUAACAGAGUUUACAACAUAAACAUUGAAAAAGUCUUAAUACGUGGCCACUGCUUCUUCAAAUUGAGAGAUAAUAGUUACAUUAGUUUGGGCACGUAAGCAGAAUGCCAUAGAAGAGACUUGUAAAAAGUAUAAUAUAACGUCUUCCUAUUCCAAUUGAUCCAGACCACACGUAAGAUGAAGAACCAGAGAGAACUUGUUGGAUGCAUCUCAGAAUACCAGCAGGAGAACUGAAUUUAGUUGCUGCAAAUUUAUCCCGUCGAAAGACUAUUUAAACUGCUUGCUUUCCUUGCAAAUUUCUGAUGAUAGUAGGUAUUGAAAAAGAGUGAAUGAAUGAAUAUAAGAGUAACUUUUUACUCAUGAAAUCCGGAAGAAAAGCCAGGAUAACUUUUAUUAGAUUAGACCAACUUUUGCAAGUUUCUAACAGAAUCUUUCUACUUGUGAAGGCUGCCAAAACAAUUUUCAAUAAAAAUUAAACCAAGUUAAAGAUAACUUUAUAUAUCUGUGGUGGUCUAACUGGGGCUCAUGAGUCACUUACAUCUUUUCUAGACCCUUAUUUCAGAUCCCAGGCACCUCU
This is a messenger RNA of Centruroides sculpturatus (bark scorpion), 3310 nucleotides long. RefSeq names its product HEAT repeat-containing protein 1-like. Bases 272 to 604 code for a protein of 110 amino acids. Gene Ontology annotation, biological process: maturation of SSU-rRNA from tricistronic rRNA transcript (SSU-rRNA, 5.8S rRNA, LSU-rRNA); positive regulation of transcription by RNA polymerase I. The record is from RefSeq and is a predicted model, not a curated record. Gene Ontology annotation, cellular component: 90S preribosome; small-subunit processome; t-UTP complex. NCBI's taxonomy places the organism in Eukaryota, Metazoa, Arthropoda, Arachnida, Scorpiones, Buthidae. Gene Ontology annotation, molecular function: snoRNA binding. The transcript has 5 exons.